This is a messenger RNA of Drosophila rhopaloa, 1123 nucleotides long. RefSeq lists its product as uncharacterized. The record is from RefSeq and is a predicted model, not a curated record. Bases 228 to 1121 code for a protein of 297 amino acids. The transcript has a single exon. NCBI's taxonomy places the organism in Eukaryota, Metazoa, Arthropoda, Insecta, Diptera, Drosophilidae.
AUAUUGCCAGAUUUUAGAAACGUUAAUGAAUUUGAGGCCAGCAAAUAGGACAUACUUUAUGAACGGUGGUAAAACACCAAACACUCUUCAUUAGGACCUACUGACGUCAUAUUAUAUUAUAAGUCUGAAAAAUAUACCCUACAUUCAACUCUAAACCUCAUAUUUGGCAUAUUUUUCGGACAAACAUUUCCUCUUAGAAAAGGAACUCAAAUUUAAAUUCGUCAGCCAUGCUCAGCUUUUUGGCCAAGAGGAUUGUGUGGAUGCCCAGUGCUCCGGGGCUCAGUAAGUUCCGUCGGACUUUCCACCUCACCGCUCUGUUGGCGAAAAAGGACAUGAGAUUAUGUCCUGAGAGUCCGGUGCCCGACUGCAAGGUCGUUAAUAAGCGGCCGUGCAGUCCCACGGAUCCGCCUGUUCGUCCUUGCAGCGAGGAGGACUGCUCGCAUCCUAGGUACCCAUGUUGCGUGAACACCAGAAUCGCAGGAAAUCCGUGCAGCGAGUCCAGCCAAAAGUCCGGGUCCAGGAAAGUCCGCCAGCCCUUCGUCUCCAUGUGGGGGGACUACAAGGACAAGAGGUACGACCGCCCCGAGACCUUGUGGCACUAUCCGGAGGAGUGCUGUCCGCCGUGCGGGGACGUCCGCUUCGACGUGCUCUACUACAAACCCUCGGACAAAUGCCGGGAAUACCAGCGCACCUGGUGGGAGUGCUGUCCGCGGAUGGUCCCGAGGCGGGUGUGCUGCUGGUGCGACGCCAUACCGCCGCAGGUCCUGCGCCGGAACCUGCCCCUCUGCCCGCGAACCGCUUGUCUCCAGGAUCACGAUAAGAAGCGCUACAAGUGCCUGAACGAGAAGUCCAAAGGCUGCACGCGCUUCCGCAUGCCGUGCUGUCGAACAGCCCGAAAUCCACCCGACUGCACGGCGUACCCUCCGCCUUCCGACUGCGAGAAGAUCAAGUGCCCAUUCCCGAGUUAUUCCGAAUGUCUCCAAGAGGAUCCUGCCGAGAUCCCAAGCCGUCCGCCCGAGUGUGAGUGCCUCUCAAAGCCGUCCAUUUGCGACCAGUUUCGACGUGCCAAUCACUUGAGCAAACAUGACAUCAUCUGGCCCUGUUGUCGCCGCAGCCCAUGAAG